UUAAAUUCCCAGAGGUCGGAGAUGUCAAGCAGUCCGGGGGACGAGGGGAGAAAGCCUGAGCUGCUCAGAAGCAACUGGCUGGAGCUGCUGCUGGGAACGCUAACAGAGCGCUUGUUGCAACCGACUCUUCAGCAUCAGAGCAGGUAGAACCUCACAAUGAAGGUGGCAGUGCUUUGUUUGUGCCUUAUCAGCAUCACCGUUGCAUGGCCAGUGAGUAAAUCCAAGCAGCAUGCCGUUUCUGCCAGCUCUGAAGAAAAAUAUGACUCCAGGGGCCAUCAUUCGCACAGACAUCACCACCGCCACGUGAAUUCUCACUCUCAGGAGAGUCUGCUGCAUCCACGAGAUGACCUGGCAUCACCUCAGCAGACUCUCCGUUCUUCAGAAGAAAAAGCUGUUGUCCCCGUAGGACUGCGCUUUACGGACGUGACAAGCAAGAGCCAUGAAGACCCAGAUGACGAUGUAGAUGAUAACGAUUCCGACGACACAGAUGAAUCUGAUGAGGUUGUCACGAAUUUCCCCACCGAUACGCCCGUAACCGCACCCUUCCCUCCCUACCCUUUCACCCGGGGAGACAACGCGGGCAGAGGCGACAGCGUGGCAUACAGAAUUAAGGCAAAAGCCUUGGUGGUGAAGCCCAGCAAGCUCCACAAAGCUGCAAGAAAGCUGAUAGUACACGAUGCCACCGAGGAGGACGAGAGCGCCCUGGCCGCGGACAGCCGCCAAGCGGGGCUCUCCCGGGAGGACCUGGGGGCACACCGCUCCGCCGGGAAGUACGCCGACAGCGGGGAAUGGCGGGACAAGAGCCGCGGGCAGGACAGCGACGAGGUGGUCCGCAAAGUGCCCGACCGCAGCCUGGAGAACGACAGCCGGCAGAAACUCGACAGCCUUGAGGCCGAGGUGGGGGACAGCCGAUGA
This is a messenger RNA of Struthio camelus australis, 915 nucleotides long. The record is from RefSeq and is a predicted model, not a curated record. NCBI's taxonomy places the organism in Eukaryota, Metazoa, Chordata, Aves, Struthioniformes, Struthionidae.